Cyphellophora europaea CBS 101466 is the source of this 864-nucleotide messenger RNA. Its product is annotated as S-formylglutathione hydrolase. Gene Ontology annotation, cellular component: cytosol. Gene Ontology annotation, biological process: formaldehyde catabolic process. Gene Ontology annotation, molecular function: S-formylglutathione hydrolase activity. The record is from RefSeq and is a predicted model, not a curated record. NCBI's taxonomy places the organism in Eukaryota, Fungi, Ascomycota, Eurotiomycetes, Chaetothyriales, Cyphellophoraceae. Bases 1 to 864 code for a protein of 287 amino acids. The transcript has 3 exons.
AUGUCGGUCUCUACCACGGCAACCAUCGCCUCUUUUGGGGGCAAACUACUUAAGCUCGCUCACAAUGCCUCCACCACGGGCUGCGAAAUGAAGUUCAACCUCUACCUCCCUCCGCAAGCGAGCUCCUCAAAAGUUCCACUGCUUAUCUGGCUGUCAGGCUUGACCUGUACGGCUGACAAUUGCUCCGAGAAGGGCUUCUUCCAGCAUGGCGCAAGCAAGCGAGGCAUCGCGGUGCUGUACCCGGAUACCAGCCCCCGCGGCAUCGGUAUUCAGGGCGAGGACGACAGCUACGAUUUUGGCACCGGUGCAGGCUUCUACGUCGAUGCGACCGCCGACCCUUGGUCCAAGAACUACAAGAUGUACUCAUAUGUAACCGAGGAGCUACCUAAGGCAGUCUUCGAAAACUUCAAGGAGAUCGACUCGAGCAGGGUCAGUAUAACAGGGCACAGCAUGGGCGGCCACGGCGCGUUGUCGCUUUACCUGAAAAAUCCUGGCAAAUACAAGAGUGUGAGCGCAUUCGCACCCAUUGCCAACCCGUUGAAGGCACCAUGGGGAGAAAAGGCCUUCAAGGGCUAUUUUGGCGAGCAAGACUGGCAGUCCAAAGGCGCCGAGCACGACUCGACCGAGCUGCUCAAGCAGUGGAAAGGUGGACCACUUGACAUAUUGAUUGACGUGGGCACCGGCGACAACUUCUACAAGCAAAGCCAGCUACUACCAGAGAACUUCGUGGCUGCAGCAAAGGAGAUCGGUCAGGAGAAGGGUGUCAAUGUCAGGUUUCAGCCCGACUACGACCACAGCUACUUUACUAUGGCUUCCUUCGCUGAUGACCAUGUAGACCACGCCGCGAAGUACCUGUUCGCUUAG